Messenger RNA from Diabrotica virgifera virgifera (western corn rootworm), 5423 nucleotides. Its product is annotated as melanoma receptor tyrosine-protein kinase. Gene Ontology annotation, molecular function: transmembrane receptor protein tyrosine kinase activity; ATP binding. NCBI's taxonomy places the organism in Eukaryota, Metazoa, Arthropoda, Insecta, Coleoptera, Chrysomelidae. Gene Ontology annotation, cellular component: axon; signaling receptor complex. The transcript has 19 exons. Gene Ontology annotation, biological process: protein phosphorylation; positive regulation of kinase activity; cell surface receptor protein tyrosine kinase signaling pathway. The record is from RefSeq and is a predicted model, not a curated record. Bases 163 to 3609 code for a protein of 1148 amino acids.
UCACUGUCUGACUCGCUUUAAAGCUCCGUUGAGGCUUUCGAAUAAGCACCGAAAGCUUUGUUUUGGCGGCAAAUUUUGCGGUCGCGUGACUCGGGUAUAUUUGUUUAUUGAGUUUUUUUAUGUAAUGACGUGAAUAACUUUAGACAAUUCACCGUUGGAAUUAUGAAGGACAUUUUUGUGGUAUGGAUUUUUGCUAUUCAGGCCUAUUGUGGCGCGCUCGGCGCGUAUUUCUCAAUGUCAGACAUAAAGCUGACGAUUCCCCGCGCGAUAAAAACUUACAAAGAGUCAAUUGUCGAUCUUAGAGCGAUGAGCGAUGGGCCCCGUAGCAGAGACGACUUAAUUUAUGGACUUAAUGGAACUAGGGAAUACAUUCAAGUCAAUGCAACAACUGGAGGGAUUUUUCUAACUCCUACGUUUAUCAAACAUAUUGAUAAAAUAGGCACUAUCUCGCUGACCGCGACUGUUAAGGACACGGCGCAUUCUGAAUCCGAUAACACGACGAUCCAAGUGAGCGUCUCCCCUUUAAAGGAAUUAGAUUGUGAUGAAAUAGUGGAGGACAUUUGUUUCUGGAGUCAAGUGUCCUACAAAGUCGAGAGCACCAAUGAUGGGGUUCCACUAGGGCAGCUGUCGUCUCCUCUUCUGCUGAAAAUGUGUCCUUUUAAGAUCAGUUAUCAGUUAUCAAAACCACAAAAGUUCGUCACUCUGGUCCCGCCAAACACCAUUCAAAAUUACUGGUCUCUGGCCCUUACCGAGCGAGCCAGAAAAUUUAAGGAAACCGACAUUCACUUAAAACUGACCUGUACCGUAGAAACCGUUAGCGGGACACAAAAAGGGAAUAUGCGAGAAGUAAAAAAGGUCAUUACGGUGUCAAUAUUGGAUAUAGACCAAUACCCGCCGGAGCCUCAAUUACCUGAACUUCGUAUUGAGUUGAGUGAGAGGAAUUACAAAAAGGGAGACAAGAUUAAGCACAAAUCUCUACUAUUUAGAGACAAUGACACCACUAACGCAAAUCAUUAUAACUUUUUCAUCGAAGAUUUUAACCUACAUGACAAUGAAAAGCCGAUACUUAAACCGGAUUGCAAGGAAAAAGUAGAGGAAACUCGAACAGUUGUAUACUGUGGAUUUGUACUUAAUCAAGAUAAAUCGUUCAAGGAAGGAACAUAUACAGUUGUACUAAAACUUAAUGAUACUUCACUUAAUAAUAAAAGCGUGGAUUCUGUGGCAGUGUUUCGUGUUCACCUGGUUUUCAAAGGCAUUCCUGAAUCACUAACUAAAUUAAAACUGUAUCCGAGUGAAACGGAAAUAUUCAGGACAGCAGCACCGUACGCGAAAGUAGUUGAACCGAAAGAUCUGAAUGGAAACUACAGUGAUUUUGUACUUGACGAGAUGUCCAAGUUUAAAGAAAUAUUUAACAUAACAAAACGAGAAGGAAUCGUGUUCGUCCAGAAUUUUCUCAAAUUGAAAGAUAUAACAACACAGAACUUACAUCUUAAUAUAUCCUGGACCAAAAACAAUAAACGGGAAUCUGAUCAAUUCAAAGUAACAGUUACUACUGAGCCCAAUCCAACUUGUGGAAAUAUAAGUAAACUCGAGAGAUGGACUUCUUGUUCGGAAUACGAAACAAUCGAUGAAUGUCUGCAACCAGAUUCUUGUGCGGUUGGUACAGGAGGACGUCAAAGUGUUAAAAAUAGACAUGUUCCAAAUGGUCCAAAAAGGUGCAUGUGGAGAGGCGACGAAAAAGCAGUGACCAUUACCCACUUGUAUUCAACUUGUACACCCGAAUCCAAAACGUGUCCAGAUGGUAUAUGCGACUCAUUUGAAAAACUGAAUUACAAGUUAUGUCCCCAAGAUUGUGCCGAGAGAGCGGUAUUUCCUUUAAAACUUAACAAAAAAACUGGAAGAGGCAUAGACGAAGCUAGUGGAACUAUAAUAUGUAAUUUUGGUCAAUGCCAGUCUAUAAAAUCUAGAAGAUCUGUACCAAAGACUACCAGUAAUCACCGCCAGGAAAAACCGCCGAAACAACAGGUGAAAGAAGCUCUUAGUGUCUCGAGGGAGAGUGUGAUGCAGAACGUUACAUUAGGAGGAUUUGUUAGUUCUAAAUGUGGAUUUAGCUGCUUGGCUGGGAUUGGAGCGGGCGCUUUGUUUCUUGUAACCUCUACCAUCUUAAUAAUCGUCUGUUGGAAGAUCAGAAAAACGAGAAAAUCAGCAAGAAACUUGUCUGAAAAAGAUAGUCAAGAAUUAACGGCUCCUUUGUCCGUACCAGCAAAUCGAGAAGGCAUUGGUGAACAGCUUUCUUUUAAUUUCCCAAUGAAUUCAGCUGUGAACGAUACUUCAUUUGUGAACAGUAUUCUGAGCAAAUAUGCACCCGAUCCCAAAUGGGAAUUCCCAAGAUCCCAACUCGUCAUUGAACAAACGCUAGGAGAGGGAGAAUUCGGGAAGGUCUUGAGAGCUAAAGCGAAUAAUAUAUGUGGAAAGCAAGGAUUUACAACAGUCGCCGUCAAGACAUUAAAAGAUGAUGCUAGAGAAUCAGAGCUAAACGAUCUGCUUUCUGAAUACCAGCUGCUAAAAGAAGUAUCUCAUCCUAAUGUUAUCCGAUUACUUGGUGUGAGUACUACUCCCGGAGGACCAGUGUAUCUCAUAAUUGAAUAUGCUGAAUUCGGAUCAUUAAGGAACUACUUAAGGAGAACCAGACAUUUACAAAACAAUUCUACAGAGCCUCAAAUUUUACUAAAAGAAGAUCCAGUUGGUCACUACGAUGAACCCAAAGUAAGCGAUAUUACUCCCAAAGAUCUUCUAUCUUUUGCCUGGCAGAUUUGUAAUGGAAUGGGCUAUCUUAGUGAUAUGAAGCUCGUUCAUAGGGACCUGGCUGCCAGAAAUGUAUUGCUAGCGGAUGACAAAGUAUGCAAAAUAUCCGAUUUUGGGUUAACGAGAGAUGUAUAUGAAGACAAUGCAUAUCUUAAACGUAGCAAAGGAAGAGUUCCAGUAAAAUGGAUGGCUCCAGAGUCACUGGCAGAUCACAUUUAUACCACAAAAUCGGACGUUUGGAGUUUUGGUAUUCUAGUUUGGGAACUUGUUACAUUGGGAGCAACACCUUAUCCUGGAAUUGCCGUCCAGAACCUAUUCCAUCUGCUCCGGCAGGGUUAUCGAAUGGAGAGGCCCGAUAACUGUUCCGUUGGACUGUACAAAAUUAUGAGAGAUUGCUGGAGCAUAGAUCCAGAACAAAGGCCGUCUUUCCAGGAUCUUAGUAAAUGGUUUGCAAAACUGCUGGAAGACAAAAUGGAGUACAUCAAUUUAUCAAACAAUGCUAUAUACAAUAGGGGGUAUUUUAUGUCCCCAUUUGAGGAAGAGGAAGAGGAAGAAAGAGAUGCUGAAGAAAAUAACUUGGAUGAUUCAUCUUCCGAAAUCAAUCCACUGAACUAUCUGUCAAGAACGGAGUCCUUAGAAAAAUGCGAAAUUAGAGAAAAAAAACUGAACGAAGAAUUAGAGAAAAUAGCUGAUGAUAAGAUAGUUAAUACAGAGGGCUACGAAACGCCCAUUAAGGUGCCCAGGAAGUUGAAGACUCCAAGUAACGAAGAUCCUCAAGAAUACACUGACAUGGGGGGCAAAUGAUUGUUAAAGGAAUAAAACGUGAAUUAAAAAGGAUUUUUAAGGAGAUUUGAGGUGUAACAAGUUACGUAGUUGACAUUUGGGUAUUACCUAUAUCACGGUACAAAAUGAUUUUAAGAUGAGAUAUUCAAAAGAUAAAAGACUGUAUAUAGAUGUUUUUAUUGCAAUGAAGCACAACAAAUACUUAGAUGAUAUUGAACCAUUUUUCUGUGCAUUACCUGUAUACAAAAUAUUGCUUUUGCUGAUUGUAUAUAAAUAAAACUUUAAUAAUAUAUCUUUACACUGCAAAUAAUUUAUUUAUAUGUAUAAGUAAGAAAACAACAACUAACUUAAACUAUAUGAAUUCAAAAAGAUCAAAAUGUUAUAUAAAUUCUAAAGGUAAGUUUGAUAAAAAAGUAAUCCAAAUGAGACCAAAUAAGACCUAAUUAUUGAACAGCUACUCUUUGUUCGCGCAUAUUAUCUGGCGAGUAAAUAUUACACAUUUUUUUUUCUUUAAGUCUCCUUCAUUUUCUCCUAUAGAAGAUGGGUAACAAUUUUAGCAAUUUUUUCUAUAUCUUGGAUCUCCUUUAGCUAAUGGUGUGGGGGCAGGCAUGUCCAAUCUUGUAUGUUCUUAAGCCAGGAUCACUGUCUAUGCCCUGGUCCGCAUCUACCCUUAAUUUUGUCAUUUAUUAUGAGUUAGAGUAGAAGAGGACAGGGACGUGAGGAAUUAGCAUACAUUUGUUUACAAAUUAGCAUCAUGUAACGAAUAGGUACUCUUAAAAUGAAUGUAUGAGAUAUUAUAAAAUAAGGUAACAACAGCUACAUAUCAACAAAGAUGGGAAAAUAGGAUGCCAUGACACACCAGUUAAAUUUUUGAAAGUUUUCAACGAGAACAACUUGAAUGUAAUGGUAAAACGAUUCCAUAAGACAUAAGAUACCGGUCAAGAUAAGGUAUGAUCUGCUGCAUCUUAAACAGAAUUUGGUAGUGCAUUAUUAAAUACGCCUUUUAUAUCUGGGCAGCUACUGGUCAUUGCGUAUCUCAUUUAUUAAGGGAGCGAUUGAUUUUCUCAAAUACUUCGUUCAGUGCUGUUUUUGUUGAUGAAGAUGAUGCCUGAAUGGUCUUCCUUAAUAUGUCUUUAAUAGAUUGUUUAUUAUCUUCAACAGAAAUAAUGUAAGCCUGAUCAGCGUGUAGGAUUUAAGUAGGUUUUUUUGUCGUCCUAUUUUGUGGAUGUCUUUUGCUUUUUCGUCAACCAUUUUCCACCCACUCCUAAAUGUAUUCAUCCCACUCCCAAUUGCUUCCAUCUUUCUCUAGCUUACGCUAAUAUAGUCCAGUAUUUGUCUGCUACAGCUCUUAUUUCAUCAACCUUUCUCUUUUGUGAUCUUUCCAUGCUUUUUGCCCUCCUCCUUGGUCUCCAUUUAGUAUUCUCCAUGUCCAUAUGUUACCAUAUUAUCUGGCUAUUAGACCAGCCCAGUGCCAUUACAUUUUUAUAUUUUUUUCCACGAUAUACCUGACCUUCGUUCUACGUCUUAUAUCGGAACUUCUAAUCUUGUCUUUUAGUGAUAUAUUCCAAGCAUACAGGGUGGGGCAUUAGUGUGACAAAGGCCAAUUACUCACUUGUCCUAAGAGAUAUGAAAAAAAGUUAUUUUGGUAAAAAUUGGGGCACAUAUAGUACCAUAAUUUAAAAAUAUUUUCAAAUAUACAGGGGCGUGCGUAUUUACAGGGUGACAGAAACUUAUGUCUUUUUAAAAUGAACACUCUGUAUAUUUUUACAUUUUUGGAUUCUCCCCAAUGUUUUCUUUCGUAAAAUAUAUGGUUUUGUAAUAUUAUACGAGGUAGU